GUUACAGGUUUUCUAACUUGGAGGAAGGGUCGGUUCUGACAGCCACUCAGCUUCCUUCAGGUUUCCCCGUUUUGCUUUCUUUCAGGAAGCACAUGGAGUGCUGGCCCCCGAGCCAAGGAGGUGGGGGGCACCCCAGCGAUUGUAUGCCGGCUGGUGCCCGGGACCUGGGUCCACGAAGACCCCGCCUGGCCUCAAGCUCUGCUGCUCAAGUCCUCUGCUGACCUGAAAUGGAAAACUUCCAGUACAGCAUCCAGCUGAGUGACCAGGACUGGGCUGAGUUUUCGGCUGCAACGGAGGAGUGUGGCCUCCUGCAGGCCAGCCUGGCCUCGGGGGAUGAGCUCUUGUCCAGUGACAUUGACCAAGGGGACAGCAGUGGCAGCAGUCCUCCUGGGCCUCCACCCCUUCUUGGGGGGCAGCCAGCUUCCAGGGGGAGGGGCUGGCUUGGCUUCAAGGGGGAGGACAAGGCAGCUACCCGGUCGCUGGUCAGCAGGUCUUGGCGUGAGCCUGUCUUGGCCCUGGGGGCCGAUCAGCAGACGCCUAGCACGUCUGCACGGUCAGAAGCUUUGCUGUCCCUUAGAUCUGACGCUGCCCCCCUGGGCCAGAGCUUGUCCCUUCUAGGGCCAGUGUCUUCCAGAGACAAGAUGCAGAGGCUUCUGCAGGGGCCAGCCCCCCAGGGCCCUGCCCCUAGUCUGCCUGGUGAGCCUCCGCAGAGCUCUGAGUCUCCUGGCUGCAGCAUAGCUCCGCAGAGCCCCCCUGGAAGCCCUGGAGCCCCGCCACGCAGCCCUAGACGAAAGAAGAGGCGUGCUGCUGGAGCCAAGGGGGGUGGGUGCUUGAGUGCCCCAGGCUCUGCUCCCACCCAGCAGGGUUCCCUGCUGCUUGCUGAGGUCAGGCCCAAGGAGGGCCUUGGCCUGGCUGGGUCCAGGGGGAAGGGUCUCUCAGCUGGGACAGCAGAGCAGACAGCAGGAACCGGGCAGGAUGCACUGUGUCCAGAGUCUGCAGCAGCCCCUGCGCAGGUAACCAGGCAAGGAAUAGAUCCGGAUCUGUCUACACCUGUCCCUGCGACCAAGGAAGGUACAAACCUACUCAGCAUGACCCCUGGAGCUGAGCUACACACUGUGUCCACACCUGCCCAGGAGACUCAUCCAGAUAUCUCAAUGGCUAAGUCAGAUGCGGCUCUGUCUACACCUGCCUCCAAGUCUAAACUGGACACAGACCUGCCUAUGCUAGGCCCAGUGGUUAAGCAGGAGGUGGAUUUAUCUACACUUGUUCUGCCUCACCUUGUUUCCAAGGCCCAAUCUGACGUGGGUGUGUCUACACCUGCUCCCAUUCCCCAGGCAGGGCCUGACAUGGUGAAGGUGGAGGUUGCCCCAACGGCCAAGCCAUGUUUGAGCCCUAUUGUGUCUCCAGGAGGACACCGAGAGAAGCCCAGGGAGGAGCCUUCAGCAGGUGCCGCUGGCCAUCACUCAGGGGAGCCCCCACUAGGCCCUGUCCAAGCACCCAGGAAGAAGAAAGUGCGAUUUUCCAUGGCUGUGCCCAGCCCUGAGGAGCCAGGUUCAGGAGAGACCUCAGGCCCACCUUCACCAGCCACAGCCCGGCCCUCAUCCCCCAGGACAGCAGUGGGGGGCCGAGGGGAGCCUGGAGGCUGGGACGCCAUGGCAGUUGGGCCCCGGUCUCCCCGGCCUCGGAUCCUCAAACACCUGCCUCCCCCUUCCCCCUCUGCUUCAGUGGGGCCCAGGUCCAGGAGCAGCUUUGCAGUGACCCUCCCAGAGGCCUAUGAGUUCUUUUUUUGUGACACUAUUGAGGAGGAAGAUGAAGAUGCUGAGGAGGUGGCAGAAGCUGACCAGGCCCUGGCCGAAGUACAGUGGCCAGACAUGUGUGAAUUCUUCUUCCAGGACCGUCAAGCCCAGAGGUCUGGGCACUGGGGGGGCCACUCUGUGGCCCAACCCCCACAGGCUGAGCCAGUGCCAACCCUUCCACCUGGAGACCCUGUGCCCAUCUCCAUCCCCGAGGCCUAUGAACACUUCCUCGGGGAGGACUCGUCGGGGGGCGUGCUGGAGCUGGCUGCCCUUCUCCAGCUACAGGCCACGGAGCCCCCCGGCUUGGUCCCCUGGGACAUGGGGCCUGGCACCCCACCAGAGCCUACCCCAGACACAGCGGAGCAGUGCAGUCUGGCAGUCAGGCAAGCAGGGGAGCCCCGAGAUCCUCUCACCUCAUUUACCUUCAGCCAGAAUGACAUGUGCCUGGUGUUUGUGGCCUUUGCCACCUGGGCUGUGAGAACAUUAGACCUGCACACCCCAGAUGCCUGGAAAACAGUCUUGUUGGCCAACAUUGGUACCUUGUCUGCCAUCCACUACUUCCGCCAGCAGAUGGGGCAGGGACGCCCCAGCCGCAGCCGCAGCCCCAGCCGCAGCCGCAGCCCCAGCCGCAAACCCAGCUCUUAGAACCCGGGUUGGUCCAGGAAGACACAGGACAAAGAAACGGCCACAGGUGCUGAGGACGAGGUGCUGCCCUCAGGUCUUGCCCUUUGACCCCCAUGUUCUGUGGAGUCUAGGGAGGAGCCAGUGUCCCUGGAUUCCACCCAGAGGUCCGACCACUGACUAAGGCCAAGACUGUGCUUCCCACCUGGGAGGAGGGGGUUCUGGAAGGUGGCUAGGUAGGUGCUGAGCAAGGAGCUGGCUAGUAAGGCGGCCAGAUCAGCUAAGAAAAACACAGGGUGCCAGUGAAACUUGAAUUUCAGACAUGCAGUAUUUGAGAUGUACUUAUACCGAAUUCUGUGUGGCUUAUCUGAAAUCAAAUUUAACUGGGCGUCCUAUAUUUUAUUGGGUUAUCUAGUUACGGGAGAGAGGCAGGAUAAGGGUCUGGAACCUAGAAGGUGUCAGGGCAGCAGGAAAUCUGGGCACAGGGGGCAAGAGUAGGGGACUAGAUGGCCUCCAGGCCGGAGGGGGUGUCCCGGGAACUCUCUGCCUUGUUGACAAGUGGGCUGGGGUAGUGAAAGCCUCUGAGGCCUCUGCGACCCUUAAGCCCCAAGGGCCUUGGCUCCUGCCUAAGACAGUGAGCAGGUGCCUGUAGGGGCGUGUAGGAGGGGGGCUCCAGCAGCCCCUGCAGGGUGGGGGUCCGUAGGGCAGAAGCCGGAGCCCCUCCUCUGGGGAACCCUGGACGAGGUGCAGAGGUGGAACAUGGUGGUGUCACAUAAAGGGAUUGGACAUUUGGGAUUGUCCCAAGGCUUUGAGGAGCCAGAGAUGGGGCAGGAAGGUGGGUGGCAGAGCAGUGGAGGCCACCAGGCUGGGUGCCAGGUGGGCAUGGGCACAGGGUCCCCAGGAUGGGGGACU
Messenger RNA from Callorhinus ursinus (northern fur seal), 3329 nucleotides. RefSeq names its product PPARGC1 and ESRR induced regulator, muscle 1 (gene PERM1). Lineage: Eukaryota; Metazoa; Chordata; Mammalia; Carnivora; Otariidae. Gene Ontology annotation, cellular component: cytoplasm; nucleus. The record is from RefSeq and is a predicted model, not a curated record. Gene Ontology annotation, biological process: response to muscle activity; regulation of DNA-templated transcription.